UAUUUCACAACAGACACUCUUGUUUGGACCCAUCUUAAUCUCCCUCUCUCUCAUCAGCAGCUUUCACAUACCUCUACGCAAAUUGGAAGCUGCCUCUUCAUUGUGGGCGGACAUGACAGUGGGGUAUAUAGAGAUAAAGUUGUAUUGUUUAAUGGUGAGUGCUUUCAAACUUUAGUGCGAAUGAACUAA
Molecule: messenger RNA, 189 nt
Organism: Suillus discolor
Lineage: Eukaryota; Fungi; Basidiomycota; Agaricomycetes; Boletales; Suillaceae
Exons: 1
Molecular function (GO): protein binding
Source: RefSeq, a predicted model, not a curated record